This is a messenger RNA of Chara braunii, 2769 nucleotides long. The record is from the annotation of a GenBank genome assembly. Lineage: Eukaryota; Viridiplantae; Streptophyta; Charophyceae; Charales; Characeae.
GGGACGCAGGUGGUCUCCCCAACCCUGAUGCGCUUUCAGAGGCCUGCGCUGGGAGGGCGAUAAUAUCUCUCAUAGAUUUAUAUUCAGGUAACGACCAAUUUCCUGUAUACCCAUCUGACAGACCCAUGACGGCUAUGCAUACUCCUCGAGGGUUGAUCCAUAUGAACAUCGCAUCGCAAGGGUGGACGAAUGCGGUUGCCAUGGUCCAGAGGCACAUGGUGAGGGCAAUGCAGCCCAUAAGUCCUCACAUUACGCAGCCUUAUAUUGACGAUCUGGCCGUGAAAGGGCCUAAGGAGAAGGAUGAGCAGGAGGUGAGACCGAGAAUCGGGCGCUUUGUCUGGGACCAUGUGCAAGACUUGUGCAGGGUCCUGGACCUACUAAAGGAGCAUAACCUCACUGCCAGUGGGCCGAAAUCGAGGCACUGCAUGAGCGGGGCCACUAUCUUAGGGUUUGUGUGCGACGAGAGGGGUCGUCGACCAGAUACUAAGAAGACCAACAAGAUCCUCGAAUGGCCAACACCGUUCGAGACUAUCACAGAGGUAAGCAGCUUCCUGGGCACAUGCGGAUUCUGGAGGAUCUUCAUAAAGGGGUUUGCGGCGAAGACUGAGCAAUCGCGAAAGCUUGUGCGUCAGGGCAAAGAUUGGGAGUGGGGAGAUAGGUUUGUACCGAGGGUGGACCCGACUGCUCUAGUUGGGUCUCUCAAGAACUUCGCUCCUUCGGAUCCGACUAUCGCCAGGUGGCUAACAUACAUCUGGAUGUUCGACUUCGAGUUGGAGCGGAUUCCGGGGAACAACAAUAGAGCGGAUGGGCUGAGUCAAGUCGACUGGGACAAGAAUAGCCAAGGAGUGAUCGAGGAUACUCCACCAGUCGACGGGUUCCUGGACAGUGAGGAGGAUGUGAGACUUCACAUCAACUCCUGGUCAUUGGCCGUGGGUAACUAUGUUACUCCGAGGCGACCUGUGUGGCUUGCGCCACCAAGACAUGUACAACGACCAGACCUAGUCCUUAAGCCCUAUAUUGAAGAAGACUCUUGGGGAAUGCCAGGUGUGGAUUGGAUGAUGGAUCUGGCCUUAGCAGGCAAGUACCAAUUACACGAGGACCUGCUAACAAUUGAGGAUGGGGCGCUGCAGGUAGGCAAGCACGAGAAAGUGAUAGGUGGGGUGUAUCUACUGGCAAAUGCGUUGCUUCAGGAAGAGGUGGUCAGGAAUACGGUGCAAGGUCAGGAAGAGGGUGAUAAUGUGAUCCACGAGAGAGAAGACGACGAUUUUGAGGAAGGUGAGAUUAAGGAAGCGUUUCGAGCAGAGGAAUAUGAGGGAGUAUACCUUGAACUCGGAAUGCUUCUUUCAUGUGAAAUGAGGGAACGGGACGCUUGCGCAAGAGUUCUGAAGAUGAGGCCGAGCUUUCUAGCGAGGGAUGGCCACCUGUUCAUGAGAAGCAAAGGGAAGGCUCCCAGAAGAGUAGUCUGCGGCGAGCGAUCCUCUCUUAGACCUAGGGAGCUGCUUUACCCAAGGUUUGUGAUGGAUAGAGGAUCCGAGUUUACCUGUGCGGAAGUAAAGACUCUUUUGAAGAAGUAUGGGGUAAUCGCCGAGUACACUACUGCGGCGCACCCUCAAGCUAAUGCACCUGUGGAGAGAGGGCAUAACACCAUCACAAAUCUUCUUGCCAAAUGGACCGAUGGUAGACCCAAUCAGUGGCCGAAUUUUCUAAGGGUCGCUUUCUUCGUGGAUAAUAUUACUGUCAGGAGAAACACCGGCUAUGCACCGACCACAUUAUGGUAUGGCAGGCACGCAACGUUUCUUAUCGAGAGCUUCCUGAAAACUUGGAGACGGGAAGACCUCGAGACUAAUCUGACGUUUGAAGAACUGCUUGACUCAAGGGCACAUCAGAUUGGCGCUAUAGAAGACAGGAUUGAGGAGGCGGCCAGUAGGACGGCUUACAGCCGUACCAAGGACAAGUUCAAGUGGGAUAACAUGGCAAGGGUAAGGAGAGAACCCCUCAAGGUGGGACACAUUGUGCUGCUGUAUGACUCAUCCCUGGAGAAGCAGUGGUCACAGAAGUUAGACAAGAGGUGGUUGGGACCGUACAGGGUCACCAGGUUUAACACCGCUUGGGGCAGCCAUGCCAAGAGGGAGGGUAGGGGCAGAGCUAGUGGAAACCCCUCAGGAGGCGACCAGAUAGAGGGCCUUGAAGGGGGGUCAGGAAUCGGCUAUGCCUCAGGAUAUGCCUCUGGUUGCAGGCCUACGAGACGCAUUGGGAUCUUGGGCCACUGGUUCGGGGCCAGAGGGACGUGUCGGCGAGCAGGUGGUGCCAACAGACGAGAGAACAGUCUGCCCUACUUCCCCAGAGGUCCCACUACAGGAGGUCACGAGCAAGAUCUCAACAGUCCCGUCAUCAAUACCUUCGCAGGAAGGAGACAAGAUGUCGCAGAAGAAGAUUGGCAAAUGCUUCUACUAUAAGAAGGGCAAGCAUCAAUCUAACGACUGCCCCUAGAGCCUCAAGGACGACACAAAUGGUUUGACCACCAGAGAGUCAUCUGGAGUAUGGAGAGAUAGGAAUGGAAUCCUGGUACCUAAGACUUGUGAUGGGGUGAGGGCGCAGUUGUAUAGGCAGCUGCAGGAGAGCAUGAGUGAUCAGGAGUAGGAUUUUCUAAUAAGGUCCGGAAAGGUCUGAGUUUAGUAUGCGUGAGGCAUCUCUGACCCUCUGACUGAUGGUUACUUGUAUAUAGGAGGAUACAUGGAGGAUUGGAUCAGACCCAUGUGCAUCAGCAAG